AUGUCCGGUAUAUGGCUCCGCCUCACCUUCAUUCUGCCCAUUGGCUCGUCUUCCAGCCAAGUCCCACUUCCGGGCGUCACUACAAUCUCUGGUGCCUGCUACGAUGCCUCUAGUGACGCCUGCUUGUGCAUGUAUGCUCUUGUAGAUCAGCUUCUGUUGGUGUGUCAUACUGCCACCCCCUCUCUCUCUCUCUCUCUAUUGCCAUCGGGCAUGCAAAUUACACGCUGGACCCCGGUUGCCAACUGCCUCCUUGAGCCCGCUGAAUGGAGUUGGCCGACCCAAUGGCCCAUCAUAAGUCCAACCCUGCUAAACCCCCCAACUCCAACCAUCGCCCCUCAUCCUUCAUUCGGCUUUGCCAAAGUCUUGGGUUAA
Messenger RNA from Protopolystoma xenopodis, 372 nucleotides. NCBI's taxonomy places the organism in Eukaryota, Metazoa, Platyhelminthes, Monogenea, Polystomatidea, Polystomatidae. The record is from the annotation of a GenBank genome assembly.